This is a messenger RNA of Armigeres subalbatus, 10518 nucleotides long. It is a transcript of the gene apolpp, whose product is annotated as apolipophorins. Lineage: Eukaryota; Metazoa; Arthropoda; Insecta; Diptera; Culicidae. The record is from RefSeq and is a predicted model, not a curated record. Gene Ontology annotation, biological process: lipid transport. Gene Ontology annotation, molecular function: lipid carrier activity. The transcript is spliced from 10 exons. Bases 263 to 10294 code for a protein of 3343 amino acids.
UCAUUCUGCCAAAGAACCCUCCUAGGGACCAGUCCAUCACGGUGGCGUGUGUAGGACGCUAGCUUCGAAACAGUGGAGUGUGUCGUUGAAUGUGAAGCCGUGCCGCAACUUCACUUAGUCCUGUGGUCCUGCGCGGCAGCAGAAAGGACUUUUUAGUUAAUUAUUAUCUUGUGAUCGUGAUCCUGAAAACCAAAGAAAAAGACUGACAGCGUGAGCGGGUUGUGUGUGAAAAAGAGGGUGGCAGCCAGGGUAUCCUCCAGCCAUGUGGGUUCUAAAUAGGAGGAAUCUGCUCUGCAGCUUUGUGAUAUCGCUAGUGCUAUGCCAAAGUGUUUCUGCAGCAUCAUGCAAAGCCGGGUGUCCAACACCAAAUAAAUCUAGCAAAUAUAAAUUCCAACCGGGAAAUGUCUACACCUACGAUCUGGACAGCUUCGUACAGGUGCAGCUGACGUCCGAAGACGUUGAUGCCCAGCAAACGACGCUGAAACUGGAUGGAAAAGUUGAAAUCUACGCCGCUGAUAACUGCCAGUACACGCUUAAGGUCCUCUCUUUGACGACCUUUGCGCCCGAUGGCCGGAAGUCCAACUUCGGUGGCGACAUUACCAAGCCUGUUCAGUUCACUCUGUCCAACGAUGAGCUCUCGCCGGAACUGUGUGCCGAAGAGAGUGAUUCGGACUUCUCACUGAACGUUAAGCGCGGUAUUAUUUCGCUGCUGCAAUCCGCCGAAGGCAAGUCCUACGAAACCGACGUCUUCGGUGUGUGCCCAACUUCGUUCUCAAACUUCGCCACCGGAGGCGCUACCGUUGUAAACAAGGUCCGUGAUCUUGGUGGCUGCGGAUACCGCGAGUCUCUGAGCAACAGUCUUGUGAGCAGCAUUGUCAAUGCGAAAGCUGGCCUAAAAACUACUCCUCUGCUGACCAGCAAUUACAACAGUCAGCAAACGUUCAAGAAUGGCGUGCUGGAAUCGGUCAAACUUGGAGAAGAAUACAAAUAUGUUCCUUUUGCUAAGCUCAACUCUGGUGCUCAGGCAAAGGUCACCACCAAACUGACCUACACUGGAACGAAGGGUGGUUCGGCACCGGCUUUGACUUCUGCUGGCCCGCGAUCGGUUAUCUUCGAGAACCCGCAAUCCGAUUCCCAGAGCAACCUGGAGACGAUCAAGCAAGGACUGAAAACCGUUGUGGAUUCAUACAGCCAGAACAACGUAGGCAAACUCACCGCAGGAUACUUCACCGAACUGGUCCAUUUGUUGCGUUUUUCCAAAAAGGAUGACCUGCUAUCUCUGUACCAACAAGUGAAGGCCGGUAACGCUCAUAAGAACAAGUCUCUGGCCCGUAAGGUCUAUUUCGACGCUCUGUUCCGAGUUGGAACUGGUGCAUCCGUUGAAGCUCUGUCCAAUCUGUACAAGAACAAGGAAGUUUCUGAUCCCAAGGAACAAAAAUUGCUCUUCGUUUCCCUGAAUUUGGUUACCUCCAUGUCUAAGCCAGCCUUGAAGGCCUCCAAACUGUUGCUCGACGGAAACCCGUCCCGUGAGGCAUACCUCAGCGUAGGAAGCUUGGUCAACAAAUACUGCCAGAAGUUCGGUUGUGAGUCAGCCGAUGUGAAGGAAAUUUCUGACAAAUUUGCCGCGAAGUUGGGCAAGUGCCAACCAACGAACCGCCAAGAAGAAGACACAGUCGUUGCAGUACUGAAGGGCGUCAAGAAUACCAACGCGUUGGUGUCCCCACUGUUGGAUAAAGUUGUGCAGUGCACUUCGGACAAAUCGUCUGCUCGCGUUCGCGUUGCUGCCUUCCAAGCAUACCCGGCUGCAUCUUGCAACAAGAAGGUUGUUAACUCCGCCUUGAAUUUCCUGAAAAACGACAAUGAAGACUCGGAAAUCCGCAUCCAAGCUUACCUCUCGCUUGUUGAAUGCCCAUCCGCCGCUGUGGCCAAUGAAAUCAAGGCCUUGCUAGAUGGUGAGAAGGUUUACCAGGUCGGAUCAUUUAUUACUACCCACCUUGCCAGUCUUCGAUCUUCUGCUGACUCAACUCGUGAAGCUGCUCGUCAACAUUUUGCAAACGUUCGUACCACCAACAAGUUCCCGUUCGAUUUCCGUCGGUACUCGUUCAAUCGUGAAUUCUCCUAUGCCGUGGAAUCACUUGGAUUGGGUGCCAGCGCUGACACCAGUGUUGUCUACUCGCAGAAGAGCUUCCUGCCAAAGUCGGUUGCAUUCAACUUCAGCACUGAGGUAUUCGGAAACUCGUUCAACGUUUUCGAAGUCGAGGGUCGUCAGGACAACUUGGAUCGUGUGGUUGAGCAUUACUUUGGCCCCAAGGGAUUCUUCAGUGGACUGAACCUACAAUCUGCGUUCGAUACUCUGGUUGCACAGUACAAUAAACUUUCCGAGAAGGCUCAAAGCCGUUUCCGGCGUGGACUUAAGGAAGAUGUCAGGGCCUUCGCCAAGAGUGUGAACUUGAAAAACGAUGCACUGGAAGACUUCAACUUGGACGUAUCGGUUAAAUUCUUCGGGUCUGAACUCUUCUUUUUGAGCACUGGAGAACAUGUUCCAAGCACCCCUGAGGAAUUUUUGGACAAACUGCUGGAAUGUUUCGACAAGUUCUUGGAAGGGGCUAAGAAGUUCGACCGUGUGUUUGAACAGCAUGCUCUGUUUGUGGAUUCGGAUCUGGUGUACCCAACAGCAGCAGGUCUGCCUCUUAAGCUAUCAUACGAAGGGACCGGUGUAGCACGUUUGGAAACAAGCGUAGAAGUCGACGUUAAGGAAAUCGUCAAGGAUUACAAGAACACAAAAUUCAACGUAAAACUGGUUCCAAGUGGCAGCUACGAAGUAACCGGAACUCUGAGUGUUGAUGCUUUCACUGUCACCACUGGUCUGCAGCUCUCGGGCACUGUUCAUUCAUCUACUGGAAGCGCAGUCAACUUCGCUCUGCUAGACGGAGGCAAGUCGUAUGAACUAACGGUUGAUUCUCUCCUGAAGAAACAAGAAUUGUUCAGCUUCAACAGCAAGCUUGUAUUUGUGACCCGCGAACGUGGAAAUCAGCUGAUCUCCCUCCCGCUGAAAAUGAAUCAGCAGGUUAAGGAGUUCAAGGAAUGCUUCGACAAUCUGUACCACGUUAUCGGAGUUACUCUGUGUGCUUCCGCUGGGCAGAAGCAAGUACCUGGAAAAUCUUUGGUUCCGUUGGAUGGAGAGUACCAUGCUGAGCUCUAUCUUGAGGUUGAUCCCAAAUAUCACUUCACUGGAAAGUACGACGAUUCAGAUAAACAACAUCAGAGCUUGCUGCUAACUUUCGACACCCCUGGAUCCGAUAAGAAGCGCACCACCAGCCUGAAGUUAGAAAGUUUCUUCAAAGGUGAUGCCUACGUGAAAGCCACUGUGCUGUCGCCGCUCCGAAAUGUUGACCUCCAAGUUGGACUGAACAACAACGACAAAGAGGCCUCAUUGUAUGCCUUGGCCCACAAUGGACCUGAUGAGUACCUGGCGAAGGUCGGAUUUGAAAAAGGUGGAUCUCCUGCCCGCCAAGAGUAUGUUCCAAUCUUUACUGUGAGAUCCCCGAGCGGAGAUGCUCAAGUCUCAAAAGUUGUUCAAACUACUGGAAAAAUUGUCGUCGAGAAGGUCGAUGGCGGUGCCACCAAAUACAACCUGGAGAAUGUCGAAUGGGUCAGUCCUUAUGCUCCCAAGACAACUGUCAAUGGUUUUGUGCUUCAGAAUGGACCGAGCUUCGACACCGAUCUGGCUGUUGUUGUUGGCCCGAGCAAGAACAACGUUAAGGGACACCUGGACUUCAGCCCCAAGCACGUAAACUUGGAACUCGAGAAGAAGACUGAUGGUGAUGCAAACAAAAACUUCAAGGUCAACUUGGCGCUUGCAUACACGGAAAACUCGUUCAAGAACGUUUUCGUAUUUUUGUCCGGAAAAGACUUCAAUAACCCAACGCAUCACUACGAACUGAAUCAAAACGCGGAGUUCGAAAUUGAAGACAAGAAACUACAAUCGCUGAAGGUGGAUAACAAGCUGCAGUUGCCUAAGCAGCUGGUGAAGUUCGACUUUGCCACCAGCAAGAACCAAUUCAAGGUUGAUGGAGAGUACGGAUACGACAAGUACAAGGUUGCUGCCAAUGUUGACGCCAAGUAUAAUGAGAAGGCUGCCGGAGAUUACGAUUGGACCGUCGGAGGAUCACUCAACAAGCACUUCUUCAAGCUAGUUUCAAAGCGCACCAUUGAUUCCGCCAAGAGCAGGUUCCAGAACCAACUUACUGCCAGCACUGGUACAAAGGUUCAGUUGAAUGGCGUUGCCACAAAUAAGUUCAGCGACCAGGAUGGUGAACUCAACUUGGAAGGUUUAUUCGUAGCCGUUGAUAAAGCUGAUCCCUACAAGCUAAACUUGGUUCUUCAAUUGAGUCCAUCUACUGUGCUAUCGAACGCAAAGGUCCUCGUUGGAAAGGAUGAGUUUGCCACUUACGACCUCAAGCUUGAUCGUACGGAGAACGCCAACGGAAAGCUCAACUUUGUUGUCAAGGACUUCCUGGACGGAAAUGGCGAAUUCAAGGCCAAGGAUGGUCAAGGUGAUGGAUCUGCAUUGGUAAAUUUCCUGAAACAGGAUCGGAAACUGAAGCUCGACACCAAAUUCAAGAUCAACGCACCGGUGUUUGACGUUGCCACUGACUUUUAUUAUGAUUUCGAAAAGGACAACACUAAGAAGGUGCACUUCGAUACCAAAAACAAAGUUACCAAGAGUAGCUUCGACAGCAAAAACAAGCUGGAGGUCUUCGCUGACAAAUACGAGUUCAACGUUCAGGGACAACAGAACGGUCAAUUGCAAGAUGGAUCUACCAAUGGAAAGUUCUCUUUGACUUUGCCCACCGGACGUCAAUUGUCUGGAGAUUUGAAGCGCGAAGUUAAUGGCAAAGACGACAAGAAGGUUGUUGGUAGCGUUACUGCAAACUUAUUUGACAAACUGCCAGGAGGUAAACAGCAAACGGUUUCUUUGACCGGAUCUCUUAAGGAUGGCGACUUUAAGUCUCGUUUCUUUGAUUUGGUACACAACGUGAAAUACACCAACUUUGAUGGAAAAGACCUGGAUGUUGAAUUAGAUACUAAACAUCUGCCAGUCGGUCACUUCAAGAAAGCAGUCUUCCAUGUCAAGGUGCAAGGUGCUCUGGUGCCUCAGGCCGGUGAGUUCAACUUCGAUCUCGAUGAAUAUUGUCAAAACCACGCUGUCUACCGAGUUGGUGGAAAAUACGGAGGAGAUUUCGAUGGCGCUGUCAACGGAAACUACCACGUUGGAAAGCCCGGUAAACCUUAUACUCAUGAAGUGAAAGCAACCUUGAAUGUCCCGCAAGCACCAGUCAAGAGUGUGUCUCUUGAAUCUAAGGGUAGCUAUCUUGAGCCGGAAAGUGACAAUGGACUGUAUGAGUUCGAAUACACUGGAGCAUUUGGCUAUGGCGAGAAGAAGGUUGCACUGGCCACAACUGCCAAGGGUAACGUAAACCAUGGAACCGGAAGCGUUAAACUGAAUCUUCCUGAUACUGAUCCUCUUUCGGCCGACGCAUCAUACAACUACGAAGGCAAAGAUGAGGGAUCCGUUUCGACCAAAGGAUCACUGAAGGUUAACUACGGUAAGGGUAAAUCACUGGAAUUCAAUGGCGAUGCCAAGGCACUCGGAACUGACGAUGUUUCGCUCCAUGCUACUCUCAAGUCUGACUUCGAAAAGGCAAAGAACGUUGAACUGACUUUCAAGCAUGUCAAAUCCGGAGAAAAUGGAUACCACACGAAAUUAAACUUGGUUGCGGAUGGAAAAGCUUAUAACGUGGACAACGCCGUUAUUUUAUCAGAAAGCUCUCCUUCCGUGGAUUUCACCCUUGGAUAUCCCGACAAGACUGUUAAGGUAUAUGGUGGAUACAAACUGCUCAGUGAUCGUGCCUUCAAGGCUGAUGCAAAGGUAGAAAAUUUCGGUGAUUUCAAUCUGGACGCCAACGUGGAGGCUAAUUUCCAGAGCUACGAGACGUUCUACGCAAAACUGUAUCUGGAUGCCCCGAAAUUGGAUGCCAAAAAGAUUACCGUUGAAGUGAAUUCCAAGCCCGGAAACAGCGGAAAAGGUGUAGAGUUCAAAGCAUCUUCCGAUGGAAAGAACGUCCUGAGCGGAUUCGCGGAUUACUCCGUCAAAGAACAAGGCAAGAGCACUGUCAUUGAAGGACAUGGAAACGUCAAGCUGUACGAUAAACAACAGACGGCAUCCUUCAAGUUGAUUCGCGAGAAGCUGGCUGAAGCUGGAUACGCUGUCACCCUGUCCGGAUCGGUAGGCAAGAACAGCGUGUCGACCGAAGUUCGCGUCAAGCCGAACGAUUUUAAAUUGAAGCACACCGUUUGCGAUGAGAAAAAUAAGUGCACCAAUGUUGAAGUUCAGUCCAAGUUGCAACGCACUGGUGAAAAAUUCAAUCAUGAAGCCGUAAUUUCGGUAGACUUGCAACAGCUGGGAUAUGUCUAUGAGUUUGGACUGAACUCUAAGACAAGUGGAAACGGAUUAACUCUAGAUCACACCACUGAUGUGGAGCUGAAGGAAAAACAACAACCCAAGUAUCAAUACCACCUUUACAUCCAUCCACACAGUGCCGGGGCCAGUCUGGUUCUACCAACUCGUUCCCUUGUAGUUGAAGGAGUUUUCCAGUACCCCAAGGACAAAUUUGGACAAUAUGACAGCACCGUAUCUUUCUACCUGGACAAAAAGAACGCCCCGAACAACAAGGCCACCUUCGGAUUCAACGGAGAAACCAAAUUGGUUGGAACAGCAGGAGUGAGUGGUAGUGGAUCUCUGAAAUUCUCGCAUCCAACUGUUAAGGAUCUGGUUGUGAGCGUGUCUGGACUUGUCGAUGGUGAAAAACAAACUGUUGAUGGAAAGGUUGUACUAGAUAUCUUUAAGAACGCCAACGACAAGGUCGUUGCCCACGCCAAAUACGUCAACAGUGAUACGAGCUUCAAGGGCUUCAAUGUAAGUUCAGAAGUUGCUGUGUUCAGCAAGGGAUUAGGAUUCAACCUCGGCUUCAAUGGACACUCCGCUCUUUCAUUAGCUACCAAGCAGCUGAGCACCGCUGGAUUCGUCGAUCUGCCAUUCGAAGACUUCCGCUUCGGAACUUAUUUGUUCGCCAGCCCUGAAGAGUUUGAUUUCCUUCUCAAGCGAUUCAACGAUGAACUGGUUCGUGCCCACGGUACCUACGAUGUUAAGAAACAUAAGGCUGAACUAACCUCAACCUUCAAAUUUGUGCCAACUCGUCCAGUUGUGCUGCAAACCACAGUCAACGGACUAUCAUCCGCCAAGUUUUCGCUCACGCAAGACAAAUUCUUCUUUGUUGAUGGUACAUUCACCGUAGAUAAGACAGCCACGCUGAAGGUUCUAGGAAACGAGAAAGAGCUGCUGAACGCCAAGGUUGCCCUGGAUGCUACCCAUUUCCUAUCAACCGAAUACAAGGUAAGCGAAGAAAACGCUAAGAGCUUCCUGCAAGCAUUCAACAAGCAACUACAGGCUGAUCUGGACGUUGCUAAGGCUGAAUUCGAAAAGAAAUACGCUAAGCUUAGUGCUGAUGCCACCAAGGUUGUGAACAAUGUCGUUGCUUCGUUGCCAGAUUUCAGCAAGUUCCAAGCCGACUACACCGAACAGUUGAAGAAGCUGCAAGCGGAACUUCUGGAAGACCCAACACUCAAGCAGUUCUUCGACUUUGUUCAAAAAGUCUUUGCUGCUGUUAGUGAGGUAGUGGCUCAACUAACUCAGAUCUAUUCCGAAAACUUCAAAAAGGUUUCAGCCGUUGUGACUGAUGUUGUUGGAAAAUUGUCCGAAACCUUCAACAGCAAGAUUCUUCCAGUACUGAAGGAACUUUAUGGCAAGACUGAGGCUCUCGUCUACGGAGUCUACGAAGAAACCGUCAAACUGGUCGUAGCCGUUUUUGAACGCACUGUCAAGUCAUUGAAGGCCUUCGAAGAAGAUUUCAAUAAGGUUGCCAAGAGUCUUUCGGAGUUGUUCAAGAACUUUGCUCAGACCUUCAACAAGGCGAUCGCAACCUUGGAUAAGGAAUUCAGAGAAUUGUAUAAACUGGUUCAAGAAUAUUUCGAUUCGUUCGAUGAGUUCAAGGUGCUUAAAGAGACGCUUAAGGAAUACUUCGAAGGAGCUGACAAAUACGCCUUCCAGCUGCUGAAGGAGGUGCUGACACUGAUUGAAGAUUUGUACCCAGUGCCAGAAAUUAAAACAUUCACUACUUCCGUCAACCAAUACGUUACCAGCAAACUGGAGAAUAAGAAGGUUAACGACGUUGAAGAGCUCAAGAACAUUUUCGUGCACUUUGUUAAGGCCGUAUCGCUACUGUUCGACAGACUGUCAAGCACAUUGUCCACAUCUCUUGAAGAACCAGGAUUCGCUGGUGGUCUGCCCUCAUUCAUGACCUUCAGAGUCUUCCCAUACAUUAGCAGUGUCAAGUUCAGUCCAUUCAACUACCUCCGCAAUGAAAAGUUCUACUCGCUCCGUGACUUCCUAUACCAAUUCCGACCAUACGCAUGGAAUCCUUUCGCUGUUGUACCUCCAUUCACAAUGCAUGGAGAACUUGCCGAUGGCAGCCACUUCUUCACCUUCGAUGGACAGCACUACACGUUCCCAGGAAGCUGCCAAUACGUUCUCGCUUCAGACUUCGUCGAUGGAAACUUCAGCAUUGUCGCAAAUAUUCAAAACGGAAAACUCAAGUCGGUCGCUCUAGUUGAUAAGGAUGUUGUUGAGCUGAACGAUCAAGGAGUUGUCACACUGAACGGUAAGGCCACUGAUUUGCCGUUGCAUAAAAAUGAAGUCCAUGCCUGGAGACGCUACUACACUGUCAACCUGUUGACCACCUAUGGAGCAAGCGUGCUGUGCACAACCGAUCUGAAGGUUUGUCACUUCACCGUAUCUGGAUUUUAUCUAGGAAAGGUCCGCGGUCUUCUUGGCAACGGCAACUAUGAGCCGUAUGAUGAUUUCACUCUGCCCAACGGAAAGAUCGUUGAAAGUUCUACUGACUUCGCCAACACCUACAAGGCCACCAAGUCGUGUGCUGCCGUGGCUGAUCCUGGACAUGCCAAGCAUGACCACAGCAGCCCAGUGUGCGCCAAACUGUUUGGCUCGGACAGCUCGCUGAGAUACGGCUAUUUCUUCAAAGACCAAACCAACUACCGUGAAGCUUGUGAACAUGCUGUCCAUGGAGCUGCUAAUGCUGAGGAAGCCGGAUGUGCUAUUGCUUUCGCUUAUGCUUCAGCUUGUCGCCUGGAACUUAUUCCAGUCAGCGUACCGGCUCAAUGUCAGACAUGCUCUGUCGGUGGCAAACCAGUGGAAGUCGGAGACCAGUUCAGUGUUAAGUCACCGCAGAAGGCCGCAGACGUUGUGUUUGUUGUGGAUACUUCUAUCGGCACGUUGCUCGGCGAAUUGGUUCAGGCCACAAUCAACGAUCUACGCAAAGAACUGAAGGCCAACGGAAUUACGGAUGUGAAGGUGGUUGUGCUCGGCUUCAACCGGAACCAGAAAUACGUAAGCUUGUUCACCAGUGGUGGUAAGUUGGACUACACCGGUAAGCUCGGACAGGCCGAUCUCAGUGGUCCCGAGAACUGCAAGCCGUUGGUAACUGGAAACAAAAACGUGGAUGAGUUCUUUAAGGUGCUACAUGAUCUGCAAGAGAAGGCAGCCGAAGAUUUGGGAGUCACUCCUGAUUCUCGUGCCUUCAUUGAAGCCCUUCAAUAUCCCUUCCGAGCUUCUGCCAGCAAGCACAUCGUCCUUGUCCACUCCGAUGACUCGGAAAAGGUGCCAAAUCCGAGCCGUGCCAUCAAAUCUGUUUUGGCAACUCUCGACUUGAAGGUUAAAGGAGUAGGACUGCACGUGGUCACACCGGUGAAGAACCUUGGCGUUGCCGGCAGCAAGGACUCAAAGAAGGUGAAGGAACUUGUUGGUUUCAACUCCAAACAAGCAUUCACCUUGGCCGACAGCAAGAAGCGCACAAACAUUGGCUCAACCGAGCUGAAGAACACCCUGAAGUACGACGCCGAUCUGCUGGUAGACUUGGUCAACAAGAACGACGGAUUUGUGUUUGUGCUGCAGAACUUCAGCGGGCUGAAGCAGGCCAAGGAUAAGAAAUCGUUCGUGACGGUCCUGGCGUCGGCGCUGGGAGAACACAUUGCACGGACAGAAGUCAGCAGCGAUUGCGUGUGCAAGCUACGAAGUGGUCUGCAUGCGGAGGAAUCCUGCGAGGCCAAGGAAACUAGGUACCUACCACCAACGAAGAAGACCGGUGCCAAAGGAUAAACUGCAACGUUAACAGCAGUGAACAGGGGAGAGAUGACUUCCAGCCAUAUUUAUUAUCUUCGCCUAGCUAUAGAACUGUAUCAUCCCGAGUGCCAUUUUAGCGGUAUACCAUCCUAGGGAAACGAUAAUCUGUAUUGUAGUACUUCAGAUCAUAACGCGAGAUAUGCGAAACGAAAUAAAUGAAUGAUGUGUUUGUAUUAAAUUUAUACCAUAACAAAAUUGAA